This is a messenger RNA of Chara braunii, 3371 nucleotides long. Lineage: Eukaryota; Viridiplantae; Streptophyta; Charophyceae; Charales; Characeae. The record is from the annotation of a GenBank genome assembly.
GCGCUACACUGGGAUCUUCCGUGAUCUCGGUUCCAUCGCUGCGCCGGUAUGCGACAUGGCAUCCCGACCCAACAGGGCCCGUGGUCUGUGGAUGGAUGCGUAUUGCUCCAGAUGGGAAGAUCCUAAGUACGACCGGAUACUGACUACUCUCCCUCCCCAACAUCUCCGGGGAGAAGCCGACAAAUCCAAUGUCAUUGACGCUGACAUCACAAAUUAUCCUAUGUUGUUGACGCCAACGAGGCCUAUAUUAUUGACGACAAAGUGACGGAAGAGAGCAUGGCGGUGCUGAGGGCUAACAUGUUGUCAUGUCGUAGGAGGAUCUGAUGGACAUCGCCAUCUCCUUGCAAGAUCUGAUGGACGGCAAGACUGGAUAGAUAUAUUUAUCCAUCUAAGGGUUGACGUCAAGCAAAAAUGUGGGUCUCCUUCUGGGCCAUGGUUCUUGCCCUUUCGCUCCUGACGCGUGGCAGUCAAUGUGCUGUCUAUUACUUUUCGUCAGUCGAAGGAAAUGACCAACUGACGGAGCCAGAAGUAGGCCCGGAUAAGCCAUGGAGAACGCUUAGCCGAGCGAGUGAGGCCGUCGCCAGAGCGCAGCCCGGGGAUGAGUUCCUCUUCUGCAGUGGUGACACCUGGUAUGACGAACAACUCACGAUUACAGCAAAGGGAACACCCAAGAAACCUAUCGUCUUCUCGUCCUAUCCAUGUCAAUCGGAUAACGUUGAGGGUGAGCGGCCUAUCUUUGAUGGGUCCAUACCUUUCGACGGAGACCUAAAGUUCUCUCCUUGGGAAGUGCACGAGGAGGUGAAAGUGCUCGACUUGUCGACCUUUUCUCGUCUACCUAACAACUCCAUCGUAUCACGCAUCUUCAUUAACAACAAACUGUACUAUUCCCCAAGAGCUCCAAACUAUACAAACCACGACGAUGCAACUGGUGACAUUGGCGAAUACAUAGGACCGUUUACGAUUGUACCAGACGAAAGAUCUCAGGAAGUUACGGUUCUUCGGUCAGCUAAGCUCCUGGAUCUGCAGAAAGCGGAUGGUUAUUGGAAAGGUAGUAGGGCUGUCAUUCGUAACGCAGUAGCCACAUGGGCAAUCCGUGACGUAGUCAGCCAUGAAAAUGAUACCCUUACGGUGUUUCCGCCGCUGUACAGUGAGCUGGAGAGUGUUUACCUAUACCUAGAAGGCAAGCUGUCAGAAUUGGAUUCCCCUCGAGAGGCUUUCUUCGACCCUGUUUCUCGAAAGCUCUACUUUUUCCCCAUGCCUUAUGCAGCCAUUGAACAGAUCUCCUUCGUCGUCGACAAGCAUUCCUCACUUGUAAACAUCCAGCCAGGAUCUACCAACUUACUCUUCCAUCGAAUCCGUAUCAACAAGGGGAGGCGAGGGUUCUUUCAGAACUCCUAUCUCCCGAGUCUGUCCGUGUCGUAUUCUUCAAGCACUGUGGCAGCCAACAAGAUUGUGAUUCAUGACUGUGUGGUUGAGAACACAGAAGAGGGCAUUGUUGCAGACAGGCCAAAUGUGGACCUUUGGGUGGAUGGUAAUGUUGUCGGUUGGACAAUUGGUGACGGUAUACGAUUAGGCGGAGGUGGUGUCAACAUAACAAUUGCACCAGCCCGAGGCGGAUGGUCGACUCCGGCGGAAACCUACCGCAGUUGGGUCAUCCGAGCAUCCAGAAAUCGAGUCCAUGAUACAGGGUACAUUGCAGGCUGGGGUUGGAGCUCUGGUACAGGCAUUCAAGCUCCUCAAGCAGAUGACAAUGUUGUUUACCGAACGGGUUUCACUGCGAUCACCGGUAUUCCCAGUCAAAGCUAUUCCUUCACCAAUAACACAGUCUUCUCCUUUUCGCUUUCUAACCCUGGAGGUUCGGGGCUGUAUGGCAACGGCAGUUUUCUGAACAUCACCCACAACUUGGUUGUAAGUGGGUAUGGGAACGGGGCAAGCUUUGGGGCCUCCGACCCUGAGAACAGGUACCUUUCUGGGUCCUAUGGCAUCCUUAUGGAUGGACCCUCUACCCAAGGGUUUCUCGUGUACAAUAACACAGUGGUGAAUGUCCGAGGCAUAGCCCUCGACCAUUCUGAUGCUCAAAAUGGCACGUGGAAAGAUAACUUUGUCGUCAAUGACAUCGGCGAUGUGUUCUCGCUGUCCUUCAUCGAUGGCAAUGCUCGUAAUCGUGUUGAACGGAACACAAUUGUAACUCGUACCAACAUGGUCGUAAUGAAGUUGAUGAUCCAGCCAAGGAGAGCCACAUCGUCUGCCGAGUUCGGCAUUGCCGAUAUUAAAGACCAAGUGAGCUGGGAUGGGGGAUUGGUGUGUGCUCUUGACCAGGCAAGCUUCGAGCCCGCACCCUUGGCUCAAGUCUUCAGACUAACCCUGAUGAGAGGGUUGUCCUUCUUGAUGGACUUUCCCAAGUGGGAAGGUGAAACAGGAGACCCAUCAAAGUUUUGUGACAAGGAUCAAGCGCUUUCCGUGCAGGAAAAGGCGGAGACCACCUUGCGUCUCAUAGCGAACAUGAAUGACUACCACGAGCUGGAAGACAAGAAGUUGGAUAUUUAUAGGCUCGCUGCCAGACCAUUCGGCGACCGAAAGCUCAUAGUGGCAAACAUGAAUCUGCUACAGACGACAAAGUCUCCCCGAGCAACAGGACGGAGGUCGGGCGCAUACAACAUGUUCUCAGCUAGUAAGGGUGAAAACCCUGUUCGGCCACGUCUCCUUCGUGCUGUCCUCUUCGCCAUCCUCCUUGCUGGAAUAUGCUUGGUGCUGAGAUAACAUGUUAUGUUUUUUUUUUUCCUUCUUACUAUGUUCAUCUGAUUGCAACUCUGGAUUCGAACUCGAGUCUGUAUUUCGACAGUUCAUGGGUGUACAAACUGAGCUAGGCCCGUUGGUCGGUUAUCUCAAGAUGGUACGGCCUUUAGCUGCGGCAGGUGCUUGCCCACCACAAGCAAGCAAAAAAUGCUGUCACUGUACCUGCCUCCCUUUUGACAUGUGAAUGCCACCGUUGCAAUCCUUGGCGUGAGUCAUGUCAAUAUCAUGGCCUUGUAUUGUGGCAUGACACACAGGUGGCAGGUUGGGACUUGGCGACAAUUCUUUCGCAUAUCAUGGGACCAAUUGGGUACUACAAGACAAACUUGGGGCUGUGACACAACCACUGGCAGCAGGCAAAUGACCCUUGGCUGCUGUGAGGCAAGAUGGGGAAACUUAUAUUGCGGAAAUCGCAGCAUGAGCAUAUAGCAAAUGGUGGUCGCACGUCAGGUAAAAAAGGGUGGAGACUUGCUAUCAGGUGUACUCUGGUGCCUUGGGAUGCAGCGUUGCUACCAUACCAGUGGUACGCCAGUGGCUCUAGGAAAACCCUAAGCCCUCAGUAAAGGACCAGGAGAUGA